CUGAGAUUAAAGAGAUUUGAGCCGAAAUCAGCCCAUGUCAACCCCUCAUCCAGUGGAACGAAUCCCCACAACAAUCUACUCUGCAACCACAAAACACAAGGAAUAACAAAAUGCUCUCCACCCUCCUCCUAAUUUUCAAAGCCCUGGGCCUAACCUUCAAACAACUAACCAUCCACCUCUCCCUCGUGCUCACCCCGCGCCUCCACCGCCUGACCUACCGCUCCGUGCCUCACCCCAAAAACAUCGUCAUCAUCGGCGCUUCCUUCGCCGGCUACCACGCCGCCCGCCGCCUUGCCUCCACCGUCCCAACGGGCUAUCGCGUUGUCAUCAUCGAACGGAACUCCCACUUCCAGCUGACAUGGGUCCUGCCCCGCUUCAGUGUCGUGGGCGGCCACGAGCAUAAAGCCUUCAUCCCGUACAAGGGGUAUCUUGCGCCUGUGGCGGAGGGGGCGUAUACUUGGGUCAACGGGUCAGUGGGUAGUGUCAUUGUGUCGGAUGGAGAUGCACCGAAGGGACAAGGGAAGGUCGUGCUUGGGGAAUCGGGCGAGGAGAUUGAGUUUGAGUAUUUGGUUGUCGCGACGGGGGCGGUUGCCUCGGGGUUACCGUCGCGAGUUGGGGUGAUGACGAAGGUUGAGGGAAUGAAGGUGUUGGUGGGUGAGCAGGAAAGGAUUCGUGCGGCGAGAGAUGUGGUUGUGCUUGGGGGUGGGGCGGCUGGGGUGGAGAUGGCCGGUGAUGUGAAGGAACGGUAUCCGGAGAAGAAUGUGACACUGGUGCAUUCGAGGGAGAGACUGUUGAAUCGGGGGUACGGGGAGGGCUUGAGCCGGAGGGCGUUGGAGGGCUUGGAGGGCUUGGGAGUGACAGUGCUAUUGGGGGAGAGAGUGGUAGAUGGUGAUCACAAUUUAACCGGGGAGGUUAGGUUGAAGUCUGGUGGGGUGGUUAAAUGUGAUUGCUUGGUCAAAUGUGUUGGGCAAAGGCCAAACUCGGGAUUGGUGGCUAAGGUAUCACCUUUGUCAGUCACUGAGUCGGGGCAUAUCAGGGUACGACCCUCACUGCAAUUGGCGGAUGAGGCCUGCAGCCGUAUCUAUGCAGCUGGAGAUGUGAUUGAGGUGAAUACAGUGCAGAAUGCGCGUGGAGCACUCCAGCAAGCGGAAGUCGUUGCACGGAAUAUCGUGCGAGCAAUCAAAGGCAAGCGCCUGGUCGUGUAUCGGCCGAAUUGGUGGGAGAGUGCAACAAAGCUCACGCUCGGCUUGAAGAAGAGUGUGAUGUAUAUGAGUGACGGGUCUGCCGAGUUGAUCGUUUCCACCAAGAGCAAAGAAGAGCUGGACAGUGCUCGUGUCUGGAAAUACUUUGGAUUGAAGCCCUUCAAUGAUACUAGCAAGGAGAAGACGAUUUGACAUAGACUAGAUGAU
Aspergillus homomorphus CBS 101889 is the source of this 1409-nucleotide messenger RNA. Its product is annotated as NAD(P)/FAD-dependent oxidoreductase. Gene Ontology annotation, cellular component: cytoplasm. The transcript is spliced from 3 exons. The record is from RefSeq and is a predicted model, not a curated record. The coding region runs from base 111 to 1394 and encodes 427 amino acids. Gene Ontology annotation, molecular function: flavin adenine dinucleotide binding; electron-transferring-flavoprotein dehydrogenase activity. NCBI's taxonomy places the organism in Eukaryota, Fungi, Ascomycota, Eurotiomycetes, Eurotiales, Aspergillaceae.